Solea senegalensis (Senegalese sole) is the source of this 5349-nucleotide messenger RNA. It is a transcript of the gene ano5b, whose product is annotated as anoctamin 5b. The record is from RefSeq and is a predicted model, not a curated record. Gene Ontology annotation, molecular function: chloride channel activity; protein dimerization activity. Gene Ontology annotation, biological process: chloride transmembrane transport. Gene Ontology annotation, cellular component: plasma membrane. NCBI's taxonomy places the organism in Eukaryota, Metazoa, Chordata, Actinopteri, Pleuronectiformes, Soleidae. Bases 313 to 3015 code for a protein of 900 amino acids. The transcript is spliced from 21 exons.
AGAGCCGCCUGCUCUCCCGUGGCAGCAGCGCGGAGUCCGGCACGCGCACAGUUACAGUCCCAAUGAAAAUACGAUCCGUCUAUUUUCUACAGAUCCGGAUCGGACUUAUUGAUUGUGGGCUGCUGUGUUUGAAUGGCCGGAGUUGGUCGCAGCGGUGCGGGAUCACAGUGACAUAGUCUCUCCUCCUGGUCCUCCUGCUCCUCCUCCUCCUCCUCCUGCACCAACAUUACUCCGUCUCUCCCUGAGAAGGUGAGGCGGCCUGUUAUCAUAACACCUCCGCCGCUAUGAGCCAAAUAACGGGAAAGGCGAAGGAUGAAACUUACGAGCUGCAGAACACGGCGGAUUUACACACUGAAGCGUACAUUGGAGGGAGUUUGGGAUGAAAACAAUGGAAAUGGUGUCAGUUCUUCGUCUGAGAGAGGGACACUGCCUGGAAAUACAGAAACAGACAAGCUGCAAUCGCACAAAGACACCGUCUUCUUCAGGGACGGCAGUCGAAGGAUAGACUUCGUGUUGUCGUACGUGGACGACAAAGAUGGAGAAAAGAAACAAGAAAGGAGGAGGGAGUUCGAGGCCAACUUGGAGAAAGCGGGUCUGGAGCUGGAGACGGAGGACAAAUCAAACUCCAAAGAUCAGAAGACGUAUUUCCUGAAGAUCCACGCUCCGUGGGACGUACUGGUGACCUACGCCGACGUCUUAAAGAUUAAAGUUCCCUUCAAGAAGAGCGACAUCCCCCACAGUCAGGACGCCCCGCUGCAGUGGCUCUCGCGUCCUUUCCGUCUGCCAGAUGACAUAAUGCGUCCCCAAACUGACUAUUUCACGUAUCCCUUCGACAAGCGCAAGACUGACUUCUUCCUCAUGAGGGACAAAGAUUCCUUCUUUCCACCGUCCACAAGGAACAGGAUCGUGUUGUACAUCCUGGCCCGCUGUCCGUACCAAGCAGAAGGACGGAAAGACAGCGACAAGACGGGAAUCAAGCGACUACUCAGCAACGGGACCUACACGGCGGCCUUCCCUCUUCAUGAUUGUCAGUACUGGGAAGAAGCACAAAACCCUAAAUGUGAGCGCGAGCGCUUCAGCUUGUACAACCACUGGGCCAGAUUCCUCUGCUUCUACAAAGAGCAGCCUCUGAACCUCAUCAGGAAAUACUACGGAGAGAAGAUCGGGAUCUACUUCGCCUGGCUGGGCUUCUACACGGAGAUGCUGUUCUUCGCCGCCGUCAUGGGCGUCAUCUGUUUCACAUACGGCGUGCUCAGUUAUGACGACAACAUAUCCAGCAAAGAAAUAUGCGACGCUGCUAUCGGAGGCAGCAUCGUGAUGUGUCCGCUCUGUGAUAAAAAAUGUCCUUUCUGGAAGCUCAACUCCACGUGUCUCUCGUCCUGGCAAUCCCAUCUGUUUGAUAACGAGGGAACGGUGUUCUUUGCCAUAUUUAUGGGGAUUUGGGUGACUCUGUUUCUGGAGUUCUGGAAGCGGCGUCAGGCCCGGCUGGAGUACGAGUGGGACUUGGUGGAUUUCGAAGAGGCGCAGCAGCAGCUUCAGAUCCGGCCCGAGUUCGAGAUCAGAUGCACGACCAAGAGACUAAACAAGAUCACUCAGGAAAUGGAGCCCUAUCUUCCCAUCACCAGCAAGUGUGCUCGCUUCUGCCUUUCUGGAGCCACUGUUGUAUUCUGGAUCUCUCUGAUUGUGGCCUGUAUCAUCGGGGUCAUUGCGUAUAGACUGGCUGUAUACGCUGCCUUUGCUAGUAUCAUCAAAGACCCCUUGAAGGACAUCCAGGUGGUGGGCAGGUUUAUCACUCCACAGCUGGCCACGUCUGUCACGGCUUCCUGUAUCAACUUCGUCAUCAUCAUGAUCCUCAACUUCUUUUAUGAGAGGGUGGCCAUUUGGAUCACUGAUAUGGAAAUCCCAAAGACACACCUGGAGUAUGAGAACAGGUUGACCAUGAAGAUGUUUCUCUUCCAGUUUGUCAACUACUAUUCCUCGUGCUUCUACGUGGCCUUCUUUAAAGGAAAGUUUGUGGGUUACCCUGGCGACUACAAGUACAUGUUUGGCAAGUGGAGCAAACUGAGAAAUGAGGAGUGCGACCCUGGAGGCUGCCUGAUCGAGCUGACCACACAGCUGGUGAUCGUCAUGGCAGGAAAACAGCUAUGGGGAAACAUCCAGGAAGCUCUGCUGCCGUUGAUUCGCAACUGGUGGAGAAGCCGAAAGGGGCGGCACCAUCCGGAAAACCAAUACAGCCGCUGGGAGCAGGACCACGUCCUGCAGAACUUCAGCCAACUGGGCUUGUUCUACGAGUAUCUGGAGAUGGUCAUCCAGUUUGGCUUCAUCACGCUGUUCGUCGCCUCUUUCCCCUUGGCUCCCCUCCUGGCUCUGGCCAACAACAUCCUGGAGAUCAGGGUUGACUCCUGGAAGUUCACCACCCAGUUCAGACGACCGGUAGCCUCCAAGGCUCGGAACAUCGGCGCGUGGCAGGAGAUCCUUAACGCGGUGGCUAUUUUGUCCGUUGUGACCAAUGCAUUCAUCAUGGCCUUCACCUCAGACAUGAUUCCCCGCAUGGUUUACCUGUACGCCUACAACCAGGGCUCCAUGACGGGCUACGUCAACCACAGCCUGUCCAUAUACAACAUCUCACAAAUACCCGCGCGCAACAUGCCGGAGGACAAUUUGAACUUGUUCUACAACUCAACCACCACCUGCAGAUACCGUGACUACCGUUACCCUCCAGGACAUGAGCGGGAGUACACUCACACCAUGCAGUUCUGGCACAUCCUGGCAGCCAAAAUGGCCUUCAUUAUUAUCAUGGAACACGUGGUCUUUGUGGUGAAGUUCUUUGUCGCGUGGCUGAUCCCCGACAUCCCGUCAGAUGUGACGGCGCGGAUCAAGCGAGAGCGCUACCUGAUCCAAGAGGACCUACACAAAUACGAGGUGGAGCGGCUCAAAAUCCAGCUGAGCGCCAGCUUCGUUACGGAGCCGCCGUCGUCGGAGGCGUCCUUGUUGAUGGAAAAUCACGAGGUGUAGUGUCUGUAGCAACGCUCCUUCAACUAACACACCCGAGAACGGACACGUCUGGGAGUUUAAUACACUGUUUAAAAAAACAACAACCCCAAAAGGCUAAAAAAAAGGCUAUCAACUGUGUAUAAAUGGGCAGUCUUCUAAUUUGGAAAGUGAAGCCCGGGAGAUUUUUAAUUCUCAGGUGAGGACUCAGUGAUGAGUGAAGUUGAAAGAUUUUAUUGUAGACUGCUCAGACCCGAGGAGACAAUGCCUAACAUCUGAUUCUGAUGCAUAGCGUUAGUAAAGCCUUGAGAUCAGUGGAUCAGGUCCAGAUGCCUGGCGCCUUUGUAUCUAGGGAGGGAACCUUGAAAGUUAUGGCCGUUAAUAUUGAACACCAGCUCUGGUUUGGCUGAAGAUGGAAGUAGCAGUUCACCACCAGGGGGCAACGUAGCUCAGUGUGAAUGGACUUCUAAUUCCCACCUGAUUCAUAACUUCUUCCCAAGGAGUUAACGGUCUAUUUCAGGUCUUGUUCAAGAGAACAUGAUGUCAAUUGGUUUUUUUUUAUUCUGCUAAAUUCCAUUCAGAGUUAAAUAGAUGUUACAGUUUUCCAAAAACCUUUGUGAUUUUACAACAGGAAGUUUGUUUGUCAAAGGAAUUUUGUCCAUUUUCCUAUACAGUCUAUGACUUUUAAGAGGCAUCAGAAAAACCAAACCCAAAGCGGCGUCUCAAAGUGCUCACAUACUUUAAACAGCUUUCGAAAAGUGACUGUUUUUUUGUGCCAUAAAAAGUGUUAGAAAGUCCAAAGAAGCGAAGGAAGUGCAGUUUUCUUUUGUCAUUCACCGUGUAAUCCGGCGACUCGCUCCAUUUGUCGUGACUGAAAUGUGCUGCUGGAGCUUGAGUUUGAUGUAAUGGCAUUAAACGUGUGAAGUAAGGUGUUAUUUACCUUUCAAGAGCAGGCGAUGAUAUUAUAACUGUUUUGCAUGUGAUUCGUCUACUGCGAGUACAAGACGAAAGGACUGGACUGUUUAGACGCGUAAAACGCUCCAUGUGUCUGUCGUGAAAUUGUUUUAACGCAUACUAGCUGUGGUUGGAAGUUCAUAUCCUUAAAUUAUGAAUGUAAAAAACACUCAAAAUGUACAAAAUGUUGAAAUAUAUCAGAUAUUAAAAAAAGUCAUCUACGUCUAUAUCAGAUAUUUAAAUAACUAGUUCCUAUGUUUCCUUCUAAAUCACUUUUCAUUUUGGUAGCUACAUUACUUAUACCUAUAGCUGGGCUAUAUGAUAUUUUUUAAGCGUAUUGUUCUUAAAAACUGUGCAUUUGAAAACCAAGUACCUCCAUGAUACUGCAGCAGAAGCCACGGGCUCAUUAUCGUGUGAUCUUCCAUAUGAAUUUCCAACUCACACGGGGACCAAUUCUAAGACUUUAGGACUUCAGAUUACAGCAGAUUACCUGAAGAACACGAUGUCGGGAUAGAUUUUCUGAUUCAUUAAGAGUUCAAUCCGGACUACACAAUCAUAAACUGUGUUGCACUUGGAUAACGAUGGCCAAUAUUGCUGUUUUAUACAUUUGUUUGGAGUCUACUUGAAUUCAGAUUAUCGUAAAAAAUGAGUUCUUAUGCCCUGAUUAAUUUAUAAGUGAAGAAAAAAACUUUAGUAACCUCUGAGCGUUCCUGUAGACAUAACAGAUAUUUAUUUAUUGGGUUGUAGUCGAGUCAUUUGUGUUUAAAAUUGAAAAAAAUAUUUUAUUAACAAUUCACACCUAAUGUUUUGUCUCAUUUAAAGACAUGUUGGUUCAGAGAGAUCUACAAGAGCGGUUUAUACCAUUAAUUACGACUUUGCCAAGGGACCAGACCCCUGUGGGUGAUGCAGGAUUUGAUGUCUUAUUACUUACAGUAUUAUUAUAUUUAUCAGACACUGUGUGGCUUUCCAAUCCGCUGAAGCAAAACAAGCAUUCUGUGUUUGUACCGUGAUUUUCUCUGUCGUUGAUCGCAGUUGCGAUGUCAGCCCUGAAGCCUGAUUUCCUCUGCUCUCAGGAUCAAAUGUCCUUUAAUAUUUGUGGAACAUCACUCCGUGCAUGGUGCUCCGUGUGCCGCGUUCUCCCCCAACAACAAAUGCCUUAAAUGUCUGUGUUUACUUGUUUUUGUAUGAGUUUUUUGUAACGACGGCAUUUUCCUGUCUCGACUCCAAACUUGUUUCAUAUCUACUGUCGUCGCUGCCGUUAGCCUCUGCAGAGUCGUGGUUGUUGUCCUCUGUCCCGUGUGAUGUGCAGGAAUGGUUCUGUAAAUAUUCUGACAGUAACUUAUUGUAGCCUGUUGUGCAGAAAUGCAGUAAAGAUAUUCACAAUAAAUGAAGAAACAACUAUCA